UUUUCGAUAUAAGUAGUAGUCAUCAAUUAAUGAUGGAUAGUGAUGUUUUGCCCCACUUUGAUUUUUUCUGAAAUUUUCUCGAGUUGUAGCACAUGUUUUUUUCAUCGAAAUGAAGAAAUACUGUGGUGUUAAUUUUGAAAUUACCAGUCUCCGAAUUUAUACUCGUCUGAAUCAUAUGCUGUUGUUUGCAGGAAAGGUUAGAAAACUAACAAUGAUGACUUUUACCACAAUCGGCAAGAAGGACGAAAAUGAAGAAAACCAUCCCAAGUUGAAGGUCUCCACAACAAACCAAAACUUAGGAGGCAAAGCCGAAAAUAAUAUCUCUGUUAGUUCUUCGCCCGAAACCUAUUCAGGGGAUUUAGACAUAGGUGGAAUGGAUUAUUCUCUAGCAAUAAGAAAACCACCUAUACACAACUAAGAAUUGCUUAUUAAAAACAAAACAAAAAGAAGAAGAAGACCAAGAUUGUCUUAAAAAGUGAUGCAUGUAUAGGUGUUUGGACAGCAUUGCACAAAUGAUGCCACUUGAGGAAGUUUUUUUUAAUUUUUUGUUUCACUUGUAGAUUGUAUAUGUUGUGUUACGAUAUAUUAUGAAGUGAUCAUUGAGAUCAUCAAAUGAUAAGCACUCGUGCUUAAUCAUUUGUAGCCUUUGUAUAAUUUAAAUAACUACAGCUAAGUAUAUCGAGAAAAAAAAAAAAUCAUAUUCCGUUUGUCUUUG
This is a messenger RNA of Striga asiatica, 715 nucleotides long. The record is from the annotation of a GenBank genome assembly. Lineage: Eukaryota; Viridiplantae; Streptophyta; Magnoliopsida; Lamiales; Orobanchaceae.